AUGAAUCCCCACCACAUUCGUAUUCAAAAAAGGUCGCUGGGCUUUAACCAAGACGAUCAAAAGGAUGGAGACUGUUUGAUAAUCGACCGAAACUUUCAUACUGUUCAAUCAGCUCUGAUUCGUGGCGAUGAAGAGGUCGUGCUUUAUAACUGGCCUUCGUUUCCAGGGGGCAUGUGGCAACACGUCUCCCCCUGGGACCAAUAUCCCAUAGGCCAAGAGAAAAUCGUUUAUUUCACAAAUUUUCCAAAGCGCGACGCGCCCUGCGACCCCCAUGGCCUCCUUUCACAAGAUUCCCGAAAAGCGAUAGAAAAUCAACGUUGGGAAGGCAUGAAGUUCAAGUUUAAAAAGGUGCUUGCCCAGGGUGGUCACGGGUACGCCACACUAUGGGACGUCGUUUUUGAAGAUCAGUCUGUCAGGAGGGUCGUGAUCAAGAGAGCUAUAGACCCUUUUAGUAAGGCCUUCGAUCCUCAAGAAGAAUCCCGGUUUCACUUGCGGUAUGACGGUGCCCAACACACGACACAGGUUAUCGACUUACAUCGCGAGGUACUGGAUUUACGCACUCGUAUGCAGAAGUAUAGCAAGUCUAAGGACGGUACUAAGAGAAUUGGAAAACAGUGGAGGGCCGAAGGGGAGAAGUGUGUUGUCUUUGAGUAUAUGAAAUACGGCGACAUGGUCAACAUCAUGCAAAUGGUCAGUACGAGAAACGUUCAAAUCCCAGCCCAAGUUCUCUGGGGAAUUUGGGAAUGCCUUGUGCUUGGUCUCGCAACUAUUGCUUAUACGCCGUCCGAAAGCUCUGGCAACUCCAGUUUCGAAACGUGGUGGAAAGACGUAGUGUCUGAUAGGGAGGAAGCACUAGCCUUCCUCGACCGUGUCGAAAGAGAGUGGAAAAUUGAGCACGAUGUUCAUCUCGAUCUAGAAGUUUUGAAUGUUCUCGCGGGUCAUGAUCCAGCUACGCAUUCUAAUCAACCUGUUUUCAAGCUCCAUGAUCUCGGUGCCUGGAGCUAUUGUAUGAACCAGAAUUGGGAGAGUUACAACGAAAGAGAGUUUUGGUCCAUGAGAGAACCUGUUAAGCCUCAUGCCGCGACACCAGAGCAAUUCACUAAAGAAUGGGAUUAUCUUUAUAUCAGCUUACCGACGCCUCUCGUGAGAGAAGUCUUUACAGGUGAAGACUUGGAAAAAAAGGGGGGGAACAAGAUAGGCGGCCGUUUUGGGAUAUGGACCAACAUAUUUCUUAUUGCCAAAGUUAUGGAGUCCAUCAUGACGAGAGAGUUCAGCAGGUUUCCUUAUCAAGCUGUUCCCCAUUAUCGAACACACAAGCCAACAUAUGGAGGGAAACUUCAGACCCUAGAGUUCCAGCAUAUCGACCUCGAAUUGCGAGAUAUCGUGAUGAGGUGUCUGCACGAGAAGCCUAUAGACAGGCCCCAUAUUACCCAUCUUUUGAGGAAUUUGUUGGACCGAAAACAGCUAGGCUUCAAUAAUGAAGGCCCAGAGGCUGUUGAAAGGUGGUGGAAAGCCCUCCUUGAGCCUCAAGCGCCAAAGCCUAUCCCUGCCCAAGCACCACCGCCUGCGAAUCCUGUCAAGCAGGCCAUGGUAGCCUCUGCUGUGAAAGGAGGUUUAGUAAUCGCGUCUCACAUGGCGCAGGCAGCUGGAAACCAAGGGGCGCCGAAUCAGCCUCAAGCUCAUCCUCAUAUUCCUCCUCACAUACAACAAAUUCUUGACCGACAUAGGGCUCAAGCUAAUAUAAAGAAGCCUCCAGCACAGCCUCCAGUUCAGCCUCCAGUUCAGCCUCCAGUUCAGCUUCAACCUCCUCCUCAGGUCCAACCUCCUCCUCAGGUUCAGCCUCAAGGUCCUCCUAAGGUUCUCCCUCACUUACGACACCACAAACUCCAGUUCAGCUUCAACCUCCUCCUCAAGCACCUCCUAGAGGCCAGCAUCAACGUCAAGGCCAGCACCAAGGCCAGCACCAAGGCCAACGUCAAGGCCAACGUCAGGGUCAACGUCAGGGUCAACGUCAAGGUCAGCGUCAACGUCAGCGUCAACGUCAACGUCAGUAUCAAGGCCGGCGCCAAGGUCAACUUGAAGGUCAACGCCAAGGCCAGCAUCGAGUUCAGCCCCGAGCUCAACAGCCCCCUGCCCGGCCUCAAGUCCAACUUCAAGCCCACUGGCCCGGACCCCAGCCUCAAGUUCAACCCCAAGCCCGGCCUCAAGUUCGGCCUGGAGCCCAGCCUUAUGUUCUUCCUUACCUACGAAGGGGCCAACAGAAUGGUCAUCAAGAAGGCUCAAAAAGCGAAAAAGGCCGGUCGUCAAGUGCCGCCUCACAAGCAUGAUGCUAUUGCAGAGUAUGUUGAGAAAAUGUUGCCGGAUAUGCCUGUGGCUAUUCGCAACCUUUUGACUCGCUCGCAACAUCUCGAAUCGCAACUCGAGAACGAUGGCUUUCACGUGUAUUCUUUCGUGAACUAA
Messenger RNA from Fusarium subglutinans, 2460 nucleotides. RefSeq lists its product as uncharacterized. The transcript has 9 exons. The record is from RefSeq and is a predicted model, not a curated record. Gene Ontology annotation, molecular function: ATP binding; protein kinase activity. NCBI's taxonomy places the organism in Eukaryota, Fungi, Ascomycota, Sordariomycetes, Hypocreales, Nectriaceae. The coding region runs from base 1 to 2460 and encodes 819 amino acids. Gene Ontology annotation, biological process: protein phosphorylation.